AUGUUAAGAGAGUAUAAAUUGGUAGUAGUAGGUGGAGGUGGUGUUGGUAAAUCAGCCUUGACCAUUCAAUUGAUCCAAUCGCAUUUUGUUGAUGAAUAUGACCCAACUAUUGAAGAUAGUUACCGCAAACAAUGUACUAUUGAUGGUGAGCAAGUAUUGUUGGAUAUUUUGGACACUGCUGGACAAGAGGAAUAUUCGGCCAUGAGGGAACAAUACAUGAGAACUGGUGAAGGUUUCCUUUUGGUGUAUUCUAUAAAUUCAAGAAACUCGUUGGAGGAAUUGCAAACUUUUUAUGAGCAAAUCUUGAGGGUUAAAGAUAGUGAUCAAGUACCUGUGUUGGUUGUGGGUAAUAAAUGUGAUUUAGAAAUGGAAAGACAAGUUAGUUAUGAAGAGGGUCAAGCUUUGGCUAAUAGUUUUAAUUGUCCAUUUUUAGAAACGUCAGCUAAGUUGAGAAUUAACGUUGAAGAAGCAUUUUUUGAUUUGGUCAAAUAUGUUAGAGCUAGUGAAGAAGCUGAAAGACAACAACGUUUGAAAGACGAGGGUGUGACGCCACAGCAACAAGAGCAACAAAUCAAACAACAAGCACAACAACAACAACAACUGCAACUGCAACAACAACAGCUGCAGCAACUGGUACUGCAGCAACAGCAAUCUAAUGGUGUAGUGGGUGGUGGAGCUACUGGUGCGGGAACCACUACUAGUGGUGGUGUUUCCCCUGGUGGUGGCACAGCACAAAAGUCAAAUGGUGUCGCAGGUCAAAGCAACUCUCGGAAGCAACAAUCACAACAAACUUCUGGUGGUGAAAAGUCUAAAUCAGGAUGUUGUGUGAUAGUUUAA
Lodderomyces parapsilosis is the source of this 837-nucleotide messenger RNA. RefSeq names its product Ras family GTPase (gene RAS1). Bases 1 to 837 code for a protein of 278 amino acids. Lineage: Eukaryota; Fungi; Ascomycota; Pichiomycetes; Serinales; Debaryomycetaceae. Gene Ontology annotation, biological process: signal transduction. The record is from RefSeq and is a predicted model, not a curated record. Gene Ontology annotation, molecular function: GTPase activity; GTP binding; GDP binding. Gene Ontology annotation, cellular component: plasma membrane. The transcript has a single exon.